Molecule: messenger RNA, 630 nt
Organism: Guillardia theta CCMP2712
Lineage: Eukaryota; Cryptophyceae; Pyrenomonadales; Geminigeraceae
Exons: 1
Coding region: 1-630 (209 amino acids)
Source: RefSeq, a predicted model, not a curated record
AUGCGGCUGGCUACAUUAUUGUUGACUCUUGACCUCCUGGUGUUUGGGCUGGGUGGAGUGCAAUGCAAUGAAACCGACCCCACGCUGCUUGUCAAUGCCUCGAACUCCACACUCGCGGAGACAUCGGCUGGCUUCGUCCCCGUGACAACGAUCCUUGCGACCCCGAGCCCCGGGCAGCUCACGCAGGCUCAGUCCACCGCGAAGGCACCGCCCAAGGACACGACCUACUACUCCCUGAUCCGCCUGAACAUCGAGGGUGACAUACCGGCGGGGACGAGCCUGCAGGACUACCUUAAGAAGCAGAUCGAGCUGUACGUCGCGACGUACGGGGCCGAGGUCAGCAGCCUUGUUAUCGAUUAUGUCACCCAGAUCCUGACCAACCAUGUGGACCCUGGCAGCGGGCUUUCGGGCAACCAUCGGAGGCUCAUGCAGGCGAUCGGGAACGGGACGGACCUCCCCCCGAACACGACGGCGGUGAUCGUGGCCCUGCAGUCUCAGUCCUGGACCAACAUGCAGGCGGUGACCGCCGGGGUGAACGCGCAGAACCUUGCACGGUCGUCCAACGGGAGAAAGGUCCUCCAGGUCUCGGCCGUGUCGUCUACUGUUUCGUACCCGUCCGGGCCGUUAUGA